This is a messenger RNA of Seriola aureovittata, 2519 nucleotides long. RefSeq names its product protocadherin gamma-C3-like. Bases 153 to 2519 code for a protein of 788 amino acids. Gene Ontology annotation, molecular function: calcium ion binding. Gene Ontology annotation, cellular component: plasma membrane. The record is from RefSeq and is a predicted model, not a curated record. The transcript has 2 exons. NCBI's taxonomy places the organism in Eukaryota, Metazoa, Chordata, Actinopteri, Carangiformes, Carangidae. Gene Ontology annotation, biological process: homophilic cell-cell adhesion.
UCGUAGACUAUGUAUCAAGUAAUAUGAAAAGCGGUUAAUAUCUAUGUGUGAACGCUUAUUAGAGAAUGGUGAAAUUAAUCUAACUCGACUGGUUCGAUGAGCAACUGGAUCACUGUAUAUACCUCAAAGAAAACCGCCUUAUUUGCUUUACAAUGGGAGGACGAGGACAAAGACGCCGAGUGAACUGCUGGUGGGUUAGCGGGAUUUUGUUGCUGUGCUUUGUGGAGCGGAUUGUGGCUCAGCUAAAAUACUCUGUCCCAGAAGAAGUGCAAGUGGGAUCGCCUGUUGGAAAUGUUGCCAAGGAUUUAGGUCUUGACACUAGCACCUUGACAGACAGGCGGUUUCGUAUUGUUUCGGUUCCAAAUCAUGCUCUGUUUCAGUUAAAUCAGAACAAUGGAGUCUUGUAUGUUGGAAAAAUUAUGGACCGUGAGGAGCUCUGUGAUGGAACCAAGGUUUGUCUGAUAAACCUGAAGAUUGUUGUUGAAAGCCCACUUGAAAUACAUUACGUUGGUGUUGAAAUAACAGAUGUUAAUGACCAUUCACCGACUUUCCCAGAAAACGAGCAGCGACUGGAAAUAGCAGAGCAUACUCCUCCAGGCACUCGUUUCCAAAUUCAUGCCGCCAGAGACCCUGAUGUUGGUACACAGUCAGUUCGAUUAUAUAAAUUGAACCCAAAUGAUUUUUUUGAUACAGAAGUGAGAGACAGUGAGGAGGACAAGAUACCGUUUUUAGUGCUGAAAAAGCCCCUGGACAGGGAGAAAAAGGCAGAACAUCGGUUAGUAUUAACGGCGCUUGAUGGGGGCAGUCCGUCCAAAUCCGGGAGCCUUAAUUUAACUAUCACUGUGCUAGAUGCAAACGAUAAUCGCCCUGUUUUCAGCAAAGAUACAUAUAGUGUGUCAUUAGAUGAAAAUGCCCUGAUAGGAACUCUUGUAAUACAAUUAAACGCUACAGAUUUAGACGAAGGUUUGAACAGCGAAAUUGAAUAUUCCUUUGGCAAAACACAAAAGAAAAAAGUGCAUGAUACCUUUGAACUAGACAGUGUCACUGGCGAGAUUCGAGUGAAAGGAAAAGUGGACUUUGAGGACACGGAGAUUUACAGACUAGAUUUACAGGCUUCAGAUAAGGGUCACCUACCCUGGACAGCCGAAAGCAGAGUUGUGAUAAAAAUUAAAGAUGUGAAUGAUAACGAGCCAGAUAUUGAAGUAACAUCACUGUUGAACGUCAUCCCCGAGGAUUCAAAGCCUGGCACUGUUAUCUCUCUCAUCAGUGUCACGGACAUAGAUUCGGGUGUUAAUGGAAAAGUUAUUUGUAAAAUCUCGAAUAAUGUUCCUUUUGAUUUGACGCCAUCCAUUGAGGAGAACAUGUAUUCUCUUGUAGCAAAAGGACGUUUAGACCGAGAAACUGUGUCCCAUUAUGACAUCACGAUAACAGCUACUGACUGUGGGGUCCCUCCACUUUCUUCUGCAAAAACUUUGCGUGUUCAGGUGUCAGAUGUAAAUGAUAACAGACCAGUUUUUAGUCAGAAUCCAGUUGAACUUUAUUUGGUAGAAAACAAUGCUCCGGGGGCAUCAAUUUAUUCUGUAACUGCUGUUGAUAAUGAUCUGAAUGAAAAUGCAGCAAUAACAUACCGUAUUAUAAGAGGUGACAGGCUGCAGGGUGAUAUGACAUCUUUCCUCAAUGUAAAUUCAUUAAACGGAGAAAUAUCCGCUCUAAAAAGUUUUGACUUUGAAACUUUGAAAACUCUCCAGUUCCACGUUGUUGCGUCAGAUUCUGGAACACCGUCACUAAGCAGUAACGUCACAGUGAACAUGUUCAUUCUGGAUCAGAACGACAACGCUCCAGUCAUCCUGUAUCCACUCAGCUCUAACGGUUCUGCUGAAGGUGUGGAGGAGAUUCCCCGCAACGUGAACGCAGGACACUUGGUGACUAAAGUCAGAGCCUAUGACGCUGAUAUAGGAUAUAACGGCUGGUUACUGUUUUCACUGCAGGAAGUUACUGACCACAGUCUCUUUGGUUUGGACCGCUAUACAGGACAGAUCAGAACACUUCGCUCAUUCACAGAGACAGACGAGGCUGAGCAUAAACUGAUCAUACUUGUCAAAGACAAUGGGAACGUUUCACUCUCAGCAACAGCUACUGUGAUUGUCAAACUUGUGGAGCCCAAAGAGGCUUUUGCAGCUUCUGAUGUUAAAAGUUCAGCAAAAGCAGAUGAGGAUAAUAAUGUGACUUUUUACCUGAUGAUAACUUUGGGCUCAGUUUCAGCACUUUUUCUAAUCAGUAUCAUCGUGCUGAUUGCAAUGCAGUGCUCAAAAUCCACGGACUAUACUUCUAAAUAUCUACAAGAGACUAAUUAUGAUGGGACACUGUGUCACAGCAUCCAGUACAGGUCUGGAGACAAACGGUACAUGUUAGUUGGACCCAGAAUGAGUAUAGGAUCUACUAUAGUCCCGGGCAGCCAUGCAAAUACACUAGUGCUCCCUGACAGGAGGAGAACAUCUGAAGAGGAGGUUUUGUUCUAG